This is a messenger RNA of Xyrichtys novacula (pearly razorfish), 2668 nucleotides long. NCBI's taxonomy places the organism in Eukaryota, Metazoa, Chordata, Actinopteri, Labriformes, Labridae. The record is from the annotation of a GenBank genome assembly.
GUUCCGGUUUCAAGUCGGACUUAUUUGACGACGCACCAGACAUGACCGUCGUUAGAAACAGAGGUGUUUGAUUUAGAGUCAAGGAAAACUCUGAUGACAGAAACAUAAUCGUGUUAAUUUUUUUCUCUCCUACCGUAUUUCUCUGCUGUAUUCCUCGGACUAAUCAACCCGGACAAGAUGCGUCUCUCGCUGCGGAUGUUGAUCUCUCACGGUCGGGUUGCCCGGAGGAUCGGUUUAGGCCCGGAGUCCCGGAUCCACAUGCUGAGGAACAUUCUGACAGGACUGGUUCGGCAUGAGAGGAUCGAGACCACUCUGGCCCGGGCAGAUGAAGUCCGCUUCUACGCUGAAAAGGUGACGAUGACCUCUAAAUACUGUUUGCGUCUGAUUAACGAGAAGACCGUGAAACGACCAUAAAGAUCAUGUUUGUAAUUAUUCUGAUGAUGCCAGUGAGAAAGUUUGACUCUAUUCUCAUGUUUGCAUCCUAAAUCUAAAAAUUUAUAAAAAUAGAGAGGAGUAUUUUUUUCGUUAAACCUGAUGUCUUAUAUUCUAAUUCAAUUACAGAUGCACAUUAAAAAGUCAAAAUCAUUCAAAAUUGUGUUUUUGAAAUGACUACACGAUGGAUAAAAAGGUGGCGUUUUUCUUUUUUCAUGUGUUUAGCUAAAAUGUUGGAAGUCAGUGCUAAACCUGAGCAAAGUUUGAGAUCCACGUUAAUGCGCAUUGAAGAAAUCCUCACACGGAACUUCAGAAGUUGCAUGAGGAUAUAGCAUGAUAAAUAUAAGAUUUUCUCAAUUUGUGACACCAUCAGAAGUGAAUCUCUGUUAAAGGGCAAAUUUGCCAUUUUUAAAAAAAAAGUAAACACAACUUUGUUUAAUGGCAACAGUGAAGGAGGCUUCCAGAGUGCAUGGUUCUGGAGUACUGGGGGCGACCUAAAACGGCGUUGGCUGCAAAGAAGCCUUUCAGACAGCAGCCUGAAAUAUGUUGAACUGUAAAUCAUGUGAAGCUGCUGAGAAACAAUCAGAGUGACAAUAUAACACCCGCUCUCUAAGUAUCCUUAAAACAGUUACAUUAAUGUCACAUAAGGUUAGAAAUUUGUGAUACUAUUUCACAUGCAUCAUUAAAAUAGAUGAAGUGUUGCAUUUGUAACCUUGUUUAAUAUUACUUAAAUGGAAAGAUGCACACCUCGCUGCAUAAUGUUACCUCAUUUUUGAACCCAGAGAAUAUGACCUUUUCCCAGAGAGGUUGGAAAAAGACAGUUCUGUCUGUUUGGAUAGUUGUUGUCUUCAUUGUUGAACACUUUGAUGAAAAAAUACAUUUGUGUUGAGUCAGUUUAAAUAUAAUGAAUGACAAUAAGAAAAACUAAAGCAGACUUUGAGAAAGUCGUUAAAAGAGAAAAAGUAAAUCAAUUAAUUAAUUCAACAUCCUAACCUACUUCAACAUCAUAUCCUACUUUUGCCUUUUAAAACUUAAAUUGAUUUCUCAAACUGAAGUCCGCUUCUCCUUCAAUUAAAAAUUAUUUUUUCAUCUGGACUUAAUUCGGCAGGAUGUGCAUACAGCUGCUGUCCGUUAUGUUGGCAGUUCAAUUUCAAUUUAAUCAUCUGAGUCACAUUUGCAUAUAAAUCAAAUUUUCUCCAGGAGUCCAAACAGCAAUAAUACUUAAUACUCGAAUAAGUCUGUGGACACCCAAACAUUUCAACCACAUAUGAAUACUGAGCAGCUCAUUACAAAACCACAGACGUCACAGCGCUGUUGACACAACAUCAUCUUUUGGCUUCAAGUGCAGGAGUCCAGUUAGACUUAAAAAUGGUUGUAGAAGAACAGACAAGUGUCUCAGAAAUUUAGCCUGAGAAAGAAUAAGUCAAAAAUGGUUCACUAGGCUUCAUCAUUUUGUAUAAAUCAUGACGUUUAGUUGGUUAACACUUACACGAUGUUGCAUGUUAGUAGAUGAAAACAGAUGAUUGGAUGAUCACAGCAUCACAUGCCUAUUUAUUCACACGCACUUAUUCUCAGUCAUUUUUUUUCUCUUUUAUCCACAAUGAUCAUCACUCUUUGUAUUCUUGUUCCCAGCUGAUUGACUACGCCAAAAAGGGAGACACUGAUGAGAAGGCGAUGAAAAUGGCGAGCUUCUGGAUGACAGUACGUAUCUUCUGCUGUCUCAGCUGUUUAAAGUUUCACACCGUCUUCCUUCUUAAUUAGAAAUCUUCAAUGAAAAGCUUCUUCUCAGUCGACUCUGCUUCCUCUUUUCAGGAAAAAGAUCUGGUCCCAAAGCUGUUCAAGGUCCUCGCCCCACGGUUUGAGACUCAGUCGAAUAGCUACACACGGAUGGCUCGCAUCCCAAACCGAGCGAAUCUGGACAGAGCCAAGAUGGCCGUGCUGGAGUACAAAGGCAACCCCUUCCCUCCUCUGUAUCCCGCGAAAAAGGAGAAUGAACUCACUCUUAUCAACCAGCUGCUGAAAGGUUACAGAGCGGAGAGGGCCCAACAGUUAGCUGCCAAAGCGUAAUCAAAGGAAGCCGCUUGCAGAUGCUGCAGACGGUGGUUUCUACAGACUGAUACAUUUCCUGAGUAAAAAAAUUAACUAUUUCACCCACAGAGUCAGCCAAGGGAGGAAAAGUGAAAGGACUUUUACCAGCAAUUAUGUGUGAAUAAACAUUAUUUGGUGACAAAAGUGA